Messenger RNA from Siniperca chuatsi (mandarin fish), 5235 nucleotides. It is a transcript of the gene atp6v0a2b, whose product is annotated as ATPase H+ transporting V0 subunit a2b. Gene Ontology annotation, molecular function: proton-transporting ATPase activity, rotational mechanism; ATPase binding. Gene Ontology annotation, cellular component: vacuolar proton-transporting V-type ATPase complex; plasma membrane; vacuolar proton-transporting V-type ATPase, V0 domain. The coding region runs from base 474 to 2957 and encodes 827 amino acids. The transcript is spliced from 20 exons. Lineage: Eukaryota; Metazoa; Chordata; Actinopteri; Centrarchiformes; Sinipercidae. The record is from RefSeq and is a predicted model, not a curated record. Gene Ontology annotation, biological process: vacuolar acidification; proton transmembrane transport.
CGGUGAUCAUUGGUCAAAGGUGCAUUCACUGCUGUGGAAGUUGAUCGUAUUCAACAGUGUGGAGUGACGUGUAGUACUAUGGAUAUUGCAAGCUGACGUCUGCUAAAACUUCAUAAACUAUGAGAAGAGUUGCGACCACGUCUUUGGAUAUGCUGCGUUAGCGGUCUUAAUACGGUUGCCUCACAAUUUCAGGUUCAACUUUGAUCAAACAAGUUUUUCAUCCAAUAAUUAACAACACGGCGCUCACCGGCUAGCCCAUUAGCUAACACAGGAACAGCUUCUGCUGUAACAAUAACCAUCUAAAGUGUCCGUAAUGCUAGUCAAAUAUUGUACUAACGCCGGAGCCAAAACAUGAAAAGCACUAAGAAGGACUUGACUGACCGCCGUUGACGUCUAAUUUACAGAAACCACACUAGUUAGCUUGCUAAUAUUAGUCUGUCGUCUGAGCAAGCAAAUAUCGGCGAACUGUCAAAAUGCGCUCUCUGCUCCGAGGUGAAGAGAUGUGUCUGGCCCAACUGUUUCUACAGGCUGGGUCAGCAUACGACUGCAUCAGUGAACUUGGAGAACUGGGGCUUGUGGAGUUCAGAGACCUCAAUCCCAGUGUUAACGCUUUCCAGCGAAAACAUGUGAAUGAGAUCAAAAAAUGUGAAGAGAUGGAGAGGAUCCUUGGAUACCUUCUGAGGGAAGUCAAGAAAGCAGACAUUUCACUGCCAGAAGGAGACGUGAACCCAGUGGCCCCUUUACCCAAGCACGUCAUGGCUAUAAUGGAGCAGCUGCAGAGGCUUGAAGUGGAGUUAGGGGAAGUCACCAGGAAUAAAGAGAAGCUGCAGAGGAAUCUGCUGGAGCUGACAGAGUACAAACACAUGCUGCGCGUUACCCGCAACUUUGUAAUGAGAACUGCUGAGCGAGAGCCCCUUCAAGUGCAAUAUGAGGAGUUUCCCUUCCUAGAAAAAGAAACAAUGAUGGACUACAGCAGCAUGCAGCGGCUAGGAGCCAAACUGGGUUUCAUUUCUGGGCUCAUUCAGAGGGUGAAGAUCGAGGCCUUUGAGCGGAUGCUUUGGAGAGUGUGUAAAGGCUACACCAUCCUCAGCUAUGCUGAGGUCGAAGAGUAUCUGGAAGAUCCUGACACAGGUGAGCCUACAAAAAGCGUGGUGUUCCUGAUCUCUUACUGGGGAGACCAAAUUGGCCAGAAAGUGAAGAAGAUCUGUGACUGCUACCACUGUCACUUGUAUCCCUAUCCCAGUAGCAAUGAGGAGAGGAAUGAUGUUGUGGAAGGACUAAGAACUCGCAUUCAGGACCUGCACACAGUACUUCAUAGGACAGAGGACUACCUGAGACAGGUCCUGAUUAAGGCUUCAGAAUCUGUCUACACCUGGGUCAUCCAGGUCAAGAAGAUGAAGGCCAUCUACUAUAUUCUGAACCUGUGUAGUUUUGAUGUUACUAACAAGUGUCUGAUCGCUGAGGUGUGGUGUCCUGUCAAUGACAUUCCCGCCCUGCGGAGGGCCCUAGAAGAAGGAUCGAGAAAAAGUGGAGCAACAGUUCCUUCCUUUGUCAAUCGUAUCCCCACCAACGACACUCCCCCCACCCUGAUAAGGACCAACAAAUUUACCUCUGGCUUCCAGAACAUUGUGGAUGCCUAUGGAGUGGGCAGUUACAGGGAGGUUAACCCUGCUCCUUUCACAAUCAUCACUUUCCCAUUCCUGUUUGCGGUGAUGUUUGGGGACCUGGGUCAUGGAGUUAUCAUGGCUGUGUUUGCUUUCUGGAUGGUGCUGUACGAGAACAACCGCAAACUUAAAAACACAAGGAAUGAGAUCUGGAACACAUUCUUUGAGGGGCGUUAUAUAAUCCUGAUGAUGGGCCUGUUCUCCAUCUACACUGGCCUGAUAUACAAUGACUGUUUCUCAAAGUCGCUUAACAUCUUUGGUUCUGGAUGGAGUGUGAAGGCCAUGUUCACAGGGAAGGUGUGGAAUGACGAAGAUAUCCGUGGGAAUCAUUUUCUUAGCCUGGAUCCAAAUGUUACAGGAGUUUUCAAAGGACCGUACCCUCUGGGAAUUGACCCGAUUUGGAACUUGGCAUCCAACCGCCUUACAUUUCUGAACUCCUAUAAGAUGAAGAUGUCAGUGAUAUUGGGCAUCAUACACAUGAGUUUCGGGGUCAUCCUCAGCACUUAUAAUCACUUGCACUUCAGGAAGAAGUACAACCUGUACUUGGUAUUUCUCCCUGAGCUCCUGUUCCUGCUGUGCCUGUUUGGCUACCUGGUGUUCAUGAUAAUGUACAAGUGGCUGGUCUUCUCUGUUAAGGACUCCAGACAGGCCCCGAGCAUCCUCAUUCACUUCAUAAACAUGUUCCUCAUGCAGGGUGAUGCAGUGCAGCCCCUCUACCCAGGACAGACUGGCUUCCAGGUAUUUCUGGUGGUCAUUGCUGUUCUCUCAGUGCCUGUCUUACUCCUGGGGAAACCCGUUUACCUUUAUUGGCUUCACAAUGGAAGCCAAGGUCUAGGAAUGUACAGGGGAUAUGAGCGAGUGCGGCGUAACAGUGAAGAGGAGCUCUACCUGAUGAGGGCUCAUGACAUGGAGGAGGGCAGCAGUCACAGUGAUCUCUCCACUAGCGGAGAGCGCCAGACAGAGGAGUUCGACUUUGCAGAUGAGUUCUUACAUCAGGCCAUCCACACUAUAGAGUAUUGCUUGGGUUGCAUCUCCAACACAGCCUCCUACCUAAGGCUCUGGGCUCUGAGCCUGGCACAUGCCCAGCUAUCGGAGGUGCUGUGGACCAUGGUGAUGCGAGUAGGACUACGAAUGGACACCAGUCUCGGGGUUUUAUUCCUGGUGCCUGUGUUUGGCCUGUUUGCCGUUCUCACAGUGUCCAUCCUCCUGGUAAUGGAGGGUCUGUCUGCAUUCCUUCAUGCCCUCCGGCUGCACUGCUGUUUGUUUCUUCCUCAGGGUGGAGUUUCAGAAUAAAUUCUACAGUGGGACUGGAGUCAAGUUUUGCCCCUUUUCCUUCUCUCUCCUCCUCUCCAGCUUUGAGCAUGAUGGCAUACUGUGAAGUGACUGUGAUCUGCUAAAACUGUUAGGUGGUAAAACAGAGCCAAAACAAGCCAGCAAAGGUUAAAGACAUAUUCUAGAGAUGUCAUGAAGUGAUUUAGAUUUUUUCUUUUCAUCUUUUAACAAUUUGUUAUGUAAAGAAAUUGUAUGUUGAGCUUCACAGACUUUGGACUGAAAUACACUGCCCUCCUAACAGUUCAAAAACACAGACAGUACAGAGUGCACUGUUAAGAAAUUACUGUUUUUCUUAUUGCAAAUGUAUUCAUCAACUGGUAUUUUGUACCAGAAUCAGUAUGUUUCACUGCAGAACAUUUUGUGAGGUUUAAGUAUGAGGCUCAAAUUUAAAAUGUAACUCCUAUACUUAAAGCAAUCAAUUUUCUCAUGAUGCAUUAUUGGUAACAGUUGUUGAUGUCACUUGUAUGGAGAACCACAUCUUCCAAACUUAAAAUAAAUAAGUUAAAAAAAAAAAAAAGAUCUAUGACUUUAGCAUGUGAUAACUUAACAGUAUUAAGAAAAUGGAUAGCCCCACAUUUUGGCUACACAGACAACACUUUGUUGCUAGUUUAGGUCUUUUCAUGAGAUUUGCUGAUAAAAUAAGAUGAAAGAUAAUAAAUAACAUCCACCUUUUCUUUUAAAAAUAAUUUAUUAAUUUCUGUUUUCUUCCAUUGCUUCUCUUCUGUGUCUAAUUAUUUUUGUUGUUAAUUUUGGCAUAUUUGUGUAUAUUCAUGCAGUUAUUUUGACUGUUUCUCACUGAGUUUCAGUUUUGGCAGGUCUGGUUUCCAUACAUAGGGUAGUGAGCCACCUUUCGGUUACAUAGUUCUUGCUCAACUUUUUGUUGCACUGACUGCCUUACAGAAGUACAACCAAAUGACAAUAUACUGUAUAAUUCUUCAGUUUCCCUUGUAUAAACACUGCGAAGGAUCUUUGACAUUUUCCUUAUUGAAAAGUGCUUGGGCAGGUGUGUGAUGAGAUGUAUAUACUUUUACAGAAUUAUUUUUUAAUCUAUUUUAAAAUGUAUCAGAAUUAAAGAUGAAUGUUAAUGGGAUAUGUUUUUUACUUUUAUGCAUUCACAGUGUUGCCUAUGCGUCUUCCACUACAAUUUAACAUUCCAUGCAUGGAAAACUUAAAUCAUUAAUUUGUUGAAUCAGCUCUGCUGGUUGGGAGCCCAUUAUUUUGAAAGAUCUUAUAUCCAUAUUCACCACAGUGGUUAGGCUGUAUUACAUCUUAUUAGGAGAAGAUUGAAUUACGUACUGAUAUGAGGCAUUAGUAGUAUUUGCUAAUUUUGUGAAUUUGUUAGUAUUGUAUGGAAUUGGUAUAAGGGAAGGAGACUUAUUGAGAUGUCUACACUUUUUCACUGGCAACACAAUUUGCUACAGUAAGAUACUGCCACACAUUUUUGAAAGUCACGACAUUGUAUAUCAGGUUUUAACAGUGAAACAAUAUGGUGUCAAAUCUUGAUGAUAUACGUGUCAGUCACUGUUAUAUUUGGGCGAGUGAUGUUUGAUUAGCAAUUAUUGGUUGAACGGGUAUUGUAAUUUCUUCUAAUGCAGCCCUAAUCUUGCCUUUGAUUUUAAUACUAAGAAUUGUUAUUAUUAUUAUUAUUGCCUUAUUUUCAUAGACAAACACUUCAUUCUCUACUUAUUCUGAAAAAAAAAUCAUCCUCUUGUCAAUAAUAAAUUGUAUUUGUUUGUGUUUUUUUCCCCUCAAAGCCCAUAACUGGAUUUCUUAUUGUAUCUGGGUUUAGACAAGCUACAUGGAAGUCAACACCAAGACGUUUGACCCACUUCAUGUAGCAACAUUUUACAUUUUAAAUAUGUUGGAGGACUUACAUCACAGAAUCAGGACAUUCACUAACUUAAAUAUUGUGUGUAGUAACUCUUUUUAAGGGGUGUAAUUCUGGAAAGUGGAAAGUAAAGCAUAAAGGUCACUUUCCAGUGUAAUUCUGGAAAGUGACCUUUAUGCUUCUUUUUAAACAUUGCUUUAAUUUGAUGGGAUUUGAAAUUAAAUGUACAUACACACACUUUGACUACAUAUGAAAGCUUUGGUGCAGUAUACUGGAGAGGGUGUGCUAGAAAAGAUACAUUUUGUAUAAUUUUUAUCAAAUCAGUUUCCUGAAAAAGUUACUUAUCUAUUUGUACAUUUCUGAUUCAUUAACUGAUCAUUGAUAUGUCAAUUAAACCAGCUGAUCAAGUGA